Messenger RNA from Acytostelium subglobosum LB1, 612 nucleotides. RefSeq lists its product as hypothetical. Gene Ontology annotation, molecular function: promoter-specific chromatin binding; RNA polymerase II general transcription initiation factor activity. NCBI's taxonomy places the organism in Eukaryota, Evosea, Eumycetozoa, Acytosteliales, Acytosteliaceae. The transcript is spliced from 3 exons. Gene Ontology annotation, biological process: transcription initiation at RNA polymerase II promoter. The record is from RefSeq and is a predicted model, not a curated record. Gene Ontology annotation, cellular component: nucleus; SAGA complex; transcription factor TFIID complex. The coding region runs from base 1 to 612 and encodes 203 amino acids.
AUGGAUCUGGAUCAAGUUGACUAUGAGGAGUUCAUUAACUCAUUGGAGGACUAUGUGCCAACGAUACCAGAUGAAGUGAUAACAUACUACUUGAACAAGACAGGCUUUGAGUGCUCUGAUCAAAAGAUCAAGAGAAUGAUAUCGUUGGCAACUCAAAAGUUCAUAUCGGAUGUAGCCAAUGAUAGUAUGCAGUUCUGUAAGAUUAGACAACAGGCACCAACACGUGAGAAGGUCAAGAAGGAGAAACAGCUGGUGCUCACAAUGGAUGAUCUGUCACAGAGUCUACGCGACUAUGGAAUCAACAUCAGGAAGCCAGACUACUUUGCAGAGACCAUUCCACCUCAACAACAGCAACAACCAGCGGCGACAACAACAACAACGACGACUACCUCGACAACAUCGACAGAGAAGAAGGACGCAUCAAAGGAUGCAACCAAUGCUGCUGCUACCACUGCUGCUGCGACAUCAGGCAGUGACAAGGCGGCCACAAAGGAAUCAACACCGAGCAAAGAGUCUGGUGCACCAAAAGAGAAGGAAACGACAACAACCAAAGAAACAUCUGGAAGCAAAUCAAAUGGCUCAUCAAAGUCCAAGUCAAAGUCUAAGCACUGA